Molecule: messenger RNA, 768 nt
Organism: Formica exsecta
Lineage: Eukaryota; Metazoa; Arthropoda; Insecta; Hymenoptera; Formicidae
Exons: 4
Coding region: 1-768 (255 amino acids)
Biological process (GO): regulation of transcription by RNA polymerase II
Cellular component (GO): transcription regulator complex; nucleus
Source: RefSeq, a predicted model, not a curated record
AUGACAAAUUUGUACAUGUUCUUGAUAGCUAAUGCAGUGAAAAAACGUUGGUCGUCAUUGAGAGACAUGUUCAAUAGAGAACAUAGAAAGCAAAAAUUGUCACCAUCUGGAUCAGGAUAUAAUUCUAUCAAAGAAUGGGAACUGUACAGAGUAAUGCUUUUCUUGACUCCUCAUAUAGCUCACAGACGAACAAAAACGUCAUUAUCACUAAGCUGCCCAACAGAAUCCUGCCCAAUAGAAUCUUGUCCAACAGAAUCAGAAAUCGAAGAAAAUAAUUUUUCAUUGUCGGGCAAACAUCUCAGUAUAUCAAACUCUUCUACAACAGUAAAUCAUGAUUAUAGUGGAAAUGAAGAAUCUAUGAUAGCCACUAACAUGCAGAAUGAGCCAAACACACACAUUGAAAUAUUCAGCCGACCUUCUAGUGCAUUGUCUACUUACAGUAGUAGUAGUAGCUCGCAAUUUCCAACAACAACAAGCACUAGUUCCAACUCUCAGAAUUUAAGAAGUUCUUUCUCAUUUAAACCUAUUAAAAAAGCUAUGCCUGAACCGGAUACCUUUGCAAAGCGACGAAAAAUUAACAAUCAGCUAAAUGAUCAACAAUUAGCAGAAGCAAGUUCUGCGAUAUCUGAUGCUGUAAAUUCUGUUUCAUCUUUAAUUUGUAAUGAAAAAGAAAAUAAAAAUGGUUACAUGUUAGCUGUAGAAGAAGGUUUGAAACAUGUGCCUCAUAAACACAAAACUCAAUGCCUUAUAGAAGAUAUAGUAUUCUGA